CUAACGAAACCACAGCCGGCGAGUAACCUCGGUACCGGUUUACCUCGCAGCGGCAAAACAUGCAGGUUUGACCGACGCCAAAAGUCGCUCUCCUUGAUCACAACGAACUGCCGCACUUCUUAAUAUAGCCGGCGAUCACAAAGACAUCGGAAAUCAGCUUGAUCGCGGCGUGCGAAAAUGUCGAGUCUGCUUCCGGAGACUGACAGCGAGGACGAGCUGCCAGCGGGUUGGGAGGAGCGCGUCGCGACCGACGGCUCGGUCUACUACGCCGACCACCUGGGUCAGCGCACGCAGUGGACGCAUCCGCGAACGGACAAGCGCAAGCGCGUCUCGGCACAGCUGCCCUUCGGCUGGGAACACAGCGGCGACGGCGCCUUCGUCGAGAGGGCCUCGGGACGCCGCAGCCAGACCGACCCGCGGCUCGCUUUCCCCGUCGAGGAAGGCGGCCCGGUGCCCCGCCAGCGCUUCGACGCCAGCUCGACAGCCAUGCAGGUGCUGCACGGACGAAACUUGGACGGCCAGACGGCUGUCGUCACUGGUGGCAGCUCGGGCAUUGGCCUCGAGACUGCGCUAACCCUGGCCUCGCAUGGUUGCGAUGUGGUCAUUGCCUGCCGCUCGGCUGAUGCUGUGGCCAAAGCCAUAGCGCAGGCCAAAGCCGAGAGGCCCAGUGCCAAGCUGUCCUUUCUGCCUCUAGACUUGGCUUCCCUGCAGUCCGUGCGUGACUUUGCCACGGCCUUUGCCCAGCAGCGGCAACACCUCAACAUGCUCAUCCUCAAUGCUGGCGUGUUUGCGAUUCCACACUCGAUCACUGAAGACGGCUUUGAGCGCACCUUCCAGGUGAAUCAUCUGGGCCAGUUCUACCUGACAAUGCUGCUGGAACCACUCUUAGUUGCUUCAGCGCCGGCACGUGUUGUUGUGCUGUCGUCCGAGAGCCACCGCUUCAGCUUUCUCUCUGCGGCCAACUUGUCUGAAGACCGCCUGUCGAAUCCGACGGGACGGGGCUUUUAUCCCAUGCUGGUCUACAAUGACACCAAGCUGUGCAAUGUGCUCUUUGCGGCAGAACUCGACCGGCGGUGGGGGCCACGGGGCGUACGUGCCUACGCCGUGCAUCCAGGAAACAUGAUGUUCACUGGCCUCCCACGUGAGAGCUGGUUGUAUUGGACUCUCUUCUUGCUCGCGCGGCCAUUCACCAAGUCUGUGGCACAAGGUGCUGCAACAACCGUGCUUUGUGCCACAGCACCAGAGCUGACCGAUGCCGGAGGCGCUUACUUCAACAACUGCUGCCAGUGCAGGCCGUCAGCCGCAGCUCAGGAUGAAGUGCUAGCCGGGCUCCUCUGGAAGACGAGCCAAGCCAUGAUCAGCCGAGCACGGCUGCAGAUUGGUGGUGAAAACGCUGAACAUUUUGUACAGUGACUGAAUGACAGGAAAAGAAUAGACUCGUGGGCUAGUUGGGACUGCAUAACUUGAGGUACUAUAGUGCAACAGUGUCUGCAGGACGACAGAGGAGACGAGCUGUGUCUUUGUCUCCUCUGCCGUCUUGUGUUCCCUGUUGCACUGUACCUCAAGUUGAGUGACACGGUCUUGUGAAAAAUAAUUUUAUGUAAUAAAGCUUUGAUGACUUUUGUAGGAAAUGGCUACGCUACAUAAU
Dermacentor silvarum is the source of this 1648-nucleotide messenger RNA. RefSeq names its product WW domain-containing oxidoreductase (gene Wwox). The transcript is spliced from 3 exons. Bases 178 to 1413 code for a protein of 411 amino acids. The record is from RefSeq and is a predicted model, not a curated record. NCBI's taxonomy places the organism in Eukaryota, Metazoa, Arthropoda, Arachnida, Ixodida, Ixodidae. Gene Ontology annotation, molecular function: protein binding.